Messenger RNA from Anopheles darlingi, 871 nucleotides. RefSeq names its product proteasome subunit beta type-1 (gene Prosbeta6). The transcript has 2 exons. The record is from RefSeq and is a predicted model, not a curated record. Gene Ontology annotation, cellular component: proteasome core complex. NCBI's taxonomy places the organism in Eukaryota, Metazoa, Arthropoda, Insecta, Diptera, Culicidae. The coding region runs from base 108 to 803 and encodes 231 amino acids.
UUUGACAACUUGUGAAUCGCACAGUCACCCGCUUCAAACGCUCUUCAGCAUUCAGAAGAAGGCCGAAAACUGCAAAUUUUUACUGAAGUUUUUCUUUAGCUGCAAAAAUGAUGGAGAUGGCAAACUUUCCGGAAUACGAAGUGCCUGGAAUACGUCAAGUACAGUUUUAUCCAUACGAAUCCAAUGGCGGGAGCGUGGUGGCUAUCGCGGGUGAUGACUUUGCAGUAAUUGGGGCAGACACUCGUUUAAGUUCUGGUUAUUCGAUUCAUACUCGAACCCAAAACAAACUAUUCCGUUUGUCGGAUAAUGUAGUGCUUGCAUCGACCGGUUGUUGGUGCGACACCUUAGCCCUAACCAGCCUUGUGAAGGUGCGCAUGCAGAUGUACAAAGAUCAGCACCAGAAAGAGAUGUCGACUCCCGCUGUCGCUCAAAUGUUGUCGAUUCUCAUGUAUAAUCGACGAUUUUUCCCAUACUAUGUAUCGAAUGUUUUGGCUGGAUUGGACCUAAAUGGCAAAGGUGUUGUUUACAGCUAUGAUCCGAUCGGGCACUGUGAAAUGACUACUUAUCGAGCCGGCGGGUCGGCAGGGCCCUUACUGCAACCGGUGCUAGACAACCAGAUUGGUCUAAAGAACAUGGCCAAAGUUACGCCAGAACUGUUGAAAAUGGAUAAGGCAGUAUCCGUUAUUAAGGACACUUUCAUAUCCGCAACGGAGCGCGAUAUUUACACUGGUGAUUCGGUCAUCAUUAAUAUUAUCACAAAAGAUGGAAUUAAGGAAGAGAUUUUGCCUCUGCGUAAAGAUUAAUUAUUCCUGUCUUCUGGCGGUUUAAGCAUUCAAUAAAGGGAAACUAUUAAAAAAACCCAGCCUACUGA